AUGAUAUAUGACAUUAUAGGAUUUCAGAACAAAAACAGGGUUGCUAUUCUAGCUGAGUUGGAUAAGGAAAAGAGACACCUCAUUCAGAGACAGUCUAUGAAUAACCCAGGACAUGCACAUGCACACUAAUCGGGCUUCUUCAUCACUUAGGAUUCCUCCUUUGGUAACCUUAUACUGCCUGUGUUACCAAGACUUGACCUGGAGUAAAUGAACACAGAUUUAAAGGACUGUAUCACUGUGUUGCACAAACAUGCUGUUUGCAUUUACUGGAGUCUUUGUGUGUUAGACUACAUUUUUAAUGUAUUUUUUUGCAUUUUUAGAUUGUUGCCAGUCAAUAUUUUUUCAUGAUUGUUCAUAAAAUGGAUAAAAGUUAACCAUUAUUGUGUUGUGCUUUACUUCAUACAUUUGUUAUUAAAGGAAUAGUUCACCCAAAUAAAAAAAAUAAAAAGCUGAUUCCAAUCUCAUAUUAAGUGUUUCAUCCAUAGAGGAUGCACUGUAUGAGACAUGCUGUGUAUUGUGGCUUCCUGUGGUUAGAUAUGAUUAUUGCACUGCUAGAUCAUGAUUGACAGAGUUGGGGAGUAGCUAAAAGUAGCCACUUUCAUACCCACUUUAUACUAGGUGUCUUUAAAGAGAUAGUUCACCCAAAAAUGAAAAUUCUCCUAACAUUU
Molecule: messenger RNA, 668 nt
Organism: Myxocyprinus asiaticus (Chinese sucker)
Lineage: Eukaryota; Metazoa; Chordata; Actinopteri; Cypriniformes; Catostomidae
Product: SOSS complex subunit C-like
Exons: 2
Biological process (GO): DNA repair
Cellular component (GO): nucleoplasm; SOSS complex; nucleus
Source: RefSeq, a predicted model, not a curated record